Cyclopterus lumpus (lumpfish) is the source of this 3529-nucleotide messenger RNA. It is a transcript of the gene atad5b, whose product is annotated as ATPase family AAA domain containing 5b. The transcript is spliced from 14 exons. The record is from RefSeq and is a predicted model, not a curated record. Gene Ontology annotation, cellular component: nucleus. Lineage: Eukaryota; Metazoa; Chordata; Actinopteri; Perciformes; Cyclopteridae. Gene Ontology annotation, molecular function: DNA binding; ATP hydrolysis activity; ATP binding. Bases 332 to 3373 code for a protein of 1013 amino acids.
CACCUGAAUCAGUUCAGCUGACUGUAAGAGCCUCCGUGUGAUUUGUCCUACAUACACGAUCUUUGGCUCCACCCAACCAACGUCAUUUAAACGUCAUUGCGAAGCAGUUUUGGAUUCAACACUAACCACAAGUUUGUUUUACGAGUUGCUUUAAUGCACUUAAGCCGAAUCACGCACAGGGAGCUGACGUUAGCGCGGUCGGUGUGAAACAACAAUUGACACUUGCGUUUUGUUGUUGUUAGCGUCGCACACACUGACGUCACCGACGCGUCAUGCGCGACACAGAGCGAAGCGCCAAAGACGAGAGUCUUUGAAUGUGGAGUUCUUUGCGAUGCCAAACAAACUCAAACGGACCAAGACCUGUAAAGACGUGUUGCCCCCGCGCGCCUCCGAGGUGGCGACGUUCAGAGGGGACUCGGCCUCGCUGGCAGCGAAAGACGCGCGUGCGGGCGCUGCCGCUGCGUGCGCCGCCUCAGACAGAAAAGUCGCACCACCCCAAGAGCGGAGAGAGACUUUCUGCGGAAAACACGCACACAUCGCGCCAAUCUUCUUGCGGAAAACACAGCACAGCGAAAGCAAAUGGAGCGGCGACGGGAAGCCGGGUCGGCCGGUGGAGAAGCUUUGGGAACCGGGGCUCCCUCCCCAGGCGGAAGACGUGCAGCGGGUGAAAGGUCAGCGGUGUUUAUCAACAGUCUCCCGGGGAGGCCGGCUGUCGACCUCGGCUCUGGGCAGCUGUCUGGAAGACAUCCAGACGUCCAACCCAGCGUUUCCAGUCAGGACAGUGUUCAGCACUCUGCGGGAGAGAGCGCGAGGAAAGCCGCAGGAUGUUGGACCCACAGCAAUAAAUAUAAGCUCCCCACAGAACCCCUUACAAGAGAAGAGGAAACGAGGGAACGAAAGCUCUGAGAGGGGCCCCAAACGUCUCAGGUCAAGUCUCGUUGUGGAGGAAGCCUUCAGCGUGGGUCCCUGUCUGGUGUCAGCUGUCCAGGAGGAUCCCGUCCUGACGGUCAAGAAGCAGCACUCAAGGAGCAACAAGCUGAGUCGCAGACUGAGGGAGCAAAGUGGGAGCCCAGUAGACCCGGAGCCGCCCAAAACCUCCGGCAUCCCCCAAAGAGAUUCCAGUUUUGAGGACGUCCUCUGGACAGACAAAUACAGUCCUCGGCAUUCAAGUGAAGUCAUCGGCAACUCUGCCUCCGUGAAGAAACUGCAAAUUUGGUUGAAGAAAUGGAAACUAAGAGCCGACCGUGACGAGAGGAGACGAGAAGAAAACAGCAACGAUUCAUGGGACUGUGGAGACUUCCAGGGUGAGGCCGGGCCAGAGGAGGGCCUGUGCAACACCGUGUUGAUCACGGGACCCCCCGGUGUGGGCAAGACCGCCUCGGUGUAUGCCUGCGCUCAGGAGCUUGGAUUCAAGGUAUUUGAGGUGAACUGCUCCUCGCAGCGCAGCGGCCGCCAUGUUCUGUCCCAGCUGAAGGAAGCUACCCAGUCCCACCUGGUGGAGAUGUCGGGGAAGGACCCACUGAAACCCACAUACUUUAACAACUACGCCAUCAACAGCUGCACUCCGAAAUCUGAGACUUUACCUGGCAAAGCCGUGCGUCCCAAAAAUGUCACCUCGACCUCAAAAAAUAGAGCAGCCCAGAAGUUUGGCCACUCGAGUCGCAAAGGGAAACCCCGUCCAGCCGCGGUCACUCUGGCCAACUACUUUAGGGUGAAGGCCAAAGCGGAUCACGUUCACGCCGGCGGUCCGGCGCCGUCCGACAAACUGGACGGCGAGGGAUCGGGCAACCCGUCGCCGGGCUCCGAUCCAGUGGCGCCAAAGAACAGAAAGACGGCCACGUCACUCAUUCUGUUUGAAGAGGUUGAUGUCAUAUUUGAUGACGACGUUGGUUUCCUCGCAGCCGUCAAGACUUUCAUGAUGACCACCAAAAGACCAGUCAUCUUGACCACCAAUGAUCCUUCCUUCAGAGAGAGAUUCAACUGCGGCUUGGAGGAGCUCGUUUUCAAGACCCCGUCGGUGGUGAACGUCUGUAGCUACCUGCAGCUGGUGGGUUUGGCUGAGAGCGUGCGACUGGAGUUCCACGACGUGAGCAGCCUCCUCCGGCUGUCCGGGGGCGACGCCAGGCGCUGCCUGCUGCAGCUGCAGCUCUGGGUGAACGGUGGCGGGGGGCGGUCGUCUCUGAGCGGAGGCUCGCUUGAGGAGGCUACUCGUGUGCGAAUCUACUCGAGUGUUACUGAAAGAGGAGACGAUGAAGACUCCCAACAGCCUCGGUGUGACGCAGCCUGCACUGCCAGCAUGCUGGGUCUCCACCAUGUGACCCAACACCAACUUGUAAACCUUCUAAAGCGUCCGGUCUGGACUGAAAUAGACAUGAACAAGCUCCUGAGGCUCCUAGCUGAGAGCUGGAGAGGAGGCGUUCCUCUUCUGUACUCCAACCUGGAGAUUCUUCUGCCCAUCGAGGGGGCCAAGGGGACUUGUCCCAGUCUGCAGAGGGAGCUGGGACCCUCUGACAGCGAUCCUCACGUCAGCCAGCUGGAGGGAAAUGUCACUGGAAGGGCACCAGCCACCGGAAGGGCACCAGCCACCCACAGCAGAUCUGUUAAGGCAUCUAGACUUGGCAGAAGGAAAUGGAUCCCAGCAACGUUGGACGCCACAUCGUCUUCCAGUGUGACGCAACAUCCUCAAAGAGCGGCCUCAUCGCCACAGAGGGCCGCUAGUUCGAGGGACGAGACGGAAGUGGUGACCGGCGGUUUGGAUGCCUUGACUGACUUCUUUGACCUUGUGUCGUACCUCGAUUCCACAACACCAGCUGCCGUGGCGCCGCUCAUCUCGGGCCCGUUUGUCUGGACAGGAGCUGAGAUUAAGGACGGCUUGUUAGAUGAGAUGCGCGAGGACGUCGAGGAGGAGGUGGGCAGGAUUUUGAGCCAGGAGAGGAUGUUGGAUAUUCAGGCGGCUGUUGAGGGAUUGGGGUGUCACAGGUGCUGUUGGCAGAUGUCGGAGGCGUUGACCGAAGCUCAAAAAAAAUACAGACGGGAGCUGGGAGACACACGGUGGGGAAGGCUGACGGAGGGACUAUCCGCCUCUUCAAAAGGACGGAGCCUCACCUUUAGCGCUCAUCUGCCGUGCGCGCCAGGUGUGUCCAAAAGGAGGUACGAGCUGAGCAGGACCCUUCUUGGCAGUUCGUCCUUCAGCCUGCUGGGGAACAGACGAGCGGUCGGUGUCGACUACAUGCCGGUCCUCCGCCACAUCUGUCGCUUGCAGAGAGCACAGGAUCAGAAAGAGGAGCCAGUCAGGAGUCUGAACUACCUCAGCAGCACACACCUCGGCCUCUCAAAGUCAACUAUUCAACUCCUGGCUGAAGAUUUCUCAUAGAGAACCUCAUGUACUACCUCACCAUACUCCAGUCAGUAUUGUUUAGUGUGCAUUCAUUUAACCUGAAUAUUGUCGCCAUCUAAGUACUGUCAAAUUCAUUUUAUGCAGUUGAGACAAGAAAUGUUUCAUUUACGUGUAUGUUUUUUUUUUUUUAAU